Leptinotarsa decemlineata (Colorado potato beetle) is the source of this 4609-nucleotide messenger RNA. It is a transcript of the gene Ypel, whose product is annotated as Yippee-like. The record is from RefSeq and is a predicted model, not a curated record. Lineage: Eukaryota; Metazoa; Arthropoda; Insecta; Coleoptera; Chrysomelidae.
AUCAUUAUUCUAAUAACACAAGUUUAAGUAAGCGCAUGUUGUUUAUUCGUUUUUGAGUUUCACAAGAUUCCUGAAUAAGGUUAAUUGAUAAAUAGUGCAAGAUUUUUGAGGUGACUUAUUCAAAAGAACUAUUAUGGGAGACUAUGGAAAAAAUUUCACGAUUUCUCUUCACUUUAUUUGGAAAAUUUUAGCUGAACAAAACUUGCAUGAAGGUGGAAGUGGCGGCGUCAAAAAUGCCAGAAAAUAGCAUCGCCCAUCAAUCAAAAAUCGUAGAAACCUGGUUUUUUUCUAAUACACAGAUUCUGGUUGUUUUGGUGCUAGCGUCAUGUGGUAAUGUAUGUAAAGGGUGUGACAGAUCCGCAUGGCCUGCCGUCGCAGCCAGCACCAGCAGCUCAAACAGCAGCAGCCAAAUCACCAUGGUGAAGACGUUCCAGGCCUAUUUGCCACAAUGCCAUCGCACCUAUUCGUGCAUCCACUGCCGGGCGCACCUCGCCAACCACGACGAGCUUAUUUCCAAGUCAUUCCAGGGCAGUCAAGGUCGAGCAUAUUUAUUUAAUUCCGUAGUGAAUGUUGGAUGUGGACCUGCUGAAGAAAGAGUCCUCCUUACUGGCCUACACGCUGUUGCGGACAUUUAUUGUGAAUGCUGUAAAACCACCCUUGGAUGGAAAUAUGAACAUGCCUUCGAGUCAAGUCAGAAAUACAAGGAAGGCAAAUUCAUUAUAGAGCUAGCCCAUAUGAUCAAGGAAAAUGGUUGGGAUUGACCUUAUUGAAUAGUGUGCAACCGAAGCUGAUUCACAAUGUUCACAAAGGCAUUCAAAAGUAAAAAUACAUGUCAUAGACUCAUGUUCAAUAAUAAUUUCUGUUUUUUGGACUGGACCUAAACAGUUACGUGAAAGGACCGUAGUUAUGCCCGAAACGAAACCAUCUUGUGACAUAACACAAAUUUUCAUUAGAGUCCUGAAAAGUGGCGAGAAGCAUUGGAUGUUGUGAAUUUCUAUUGAUCGUUGUUAAAGCUUGAUAGUAAGGCACCUUUUCUUCACCCUCUAAUACACAUUAGGGAACAAUGUGCAAUCGUCUUACAUACUACCUUAAAAAUUGAAGCUCUUCACAAAGCAUUCUGUGUUAGAAACGAUAAACUAUGUCUGUGUUAAAUAACCCUGGAAUCAAAGCGUUUACAAAUUGGAUACGCUGGUGCUUUAAGGAGUACUUGUCAAAUUAGAGACUUAUUAGACCAUGGCAAAGCGUUAUUGCUGUGUUAGUUAAAAAGGGACUGAUGGUGUGUUUAAUCACAUAUUUAUUUACAUUAUUUGUAACACUGGUUUUCAAGUUAAGAGUCAUUUUUUAAUUUUAGGUUUUAUCAUGCAAUAGUAGAAAUAGUAAAAGUAAGCAGGCUUAUGGAUAAUUUUUUAAUACUGUUCUAGUAUCUUUCUCCUAGAAACGAUCUCACCGAACCUUUGUAUGUGUCUAACUUUUCAUCUAUUCAGACCCCUUUUCACUAGGAGGAGGAGUAUAAUAUUUCUUGUAGAAAAUUUUAUUUAACAUUAUAAGUUAGGAAUGUCUUGUCAGUUUUAUGAUGAGAUUUUUCAGAACUUUUAGUAGAAUGUGACUACCUACAUGAUUUUAUUCGAUAAUAUUUCUAUUCUUAACUUCAAAUAGAAGUAAUCUUGUGAAUUUUCAAUUUUUUUAUUUUGACGUAAUAGCGUGAGAGAGACUGAAUAGAAAAUCUGUUACUUGAUACUAGUUUUGGAAAAUGCUCACAGUGACACUUUUUUGAAUUGUGAUAAUACUCACAUGCAGAUGUGAAACAUAUUCAAAAUGCAUUUUGAAAUAUGGACAAUUGAUGUUUAAUGAAACUGAAACCAAUUUUGAACAAAAUAAUGUUUUUUGCAUGUGGGUCAGCUUUCACAAUUAUAUUUUGUAAUAUAAUAUAUAUCACAACAUAAAGAAAUGGUCAUAGCAAUCGAAAAAAAAAUGUUCCUUUCAAAUAAAUGGACAAUUCAGUUGAAAAAUUUCAAAUUGAAUAAAGAUAUAUGUUUGUUAAAGUCUUUCUGACAGCUAAAACUGGAACUAUUGGUUUUCAUUUCAUUUUUCAAGAAAUUGUUGAAGUCAUAUAUUUUUUCUGACUUUUGAAAUGUUGCGGAAUUAUUGUCAAUCAUCUUACAGUAACUUCAUACUUAUAACCAUAUAUCAAUCAACAUGUAUUUUUAUAUUUAUGUCAGUGAUAUAUUGACCUAUUUAACUAUCAUUAUGUCUAGCAAAAUAUGAUAAAACAUUUUUGUAACACAAUAUUCAAGAUAUUAAGUAUUGGUGUUUCUUGUUCAACUUAUUGAAUGGUUAUUUUUGGUAAUUGUAUGAUUUGUGAUAGUUCUUUUGUGAUAUGAUUUUCUCAAUUAAAAUUGCAUAUUAUAAGUGAAUUCGUACUCAACAUUGAUUAGAAUUAUGUAGAGUGAUUACUCUAAAAAUAUUUCUCAAAUCCUAUUUUUGUACACCAUAAGCAUAUGGUUCCUGAGACAAAAUUAGUUGUUGACUCGACUCAAUCAGAAUAAUAUGCAAUUUCUUUUUUCAUUUCGUUUCACUAGAUUUGGUUAUAUCUAAGACAAGUUUGCUUUUGACUGUGAAAACCAACUUAGUAAUUAAGAUCACGCGAUAAACAACAUGUUUUUCAUUCAUACUGCCAGUAGAUGUUUAGUGUCAUAAUUAGCAUUUGCAAGGUCUUCUAUCCUAAAAAUGCUUCAGAACUAUAAAAUUAUUUGUAAUGUAGUAACAGGCCUCGGUUAUGAAAUGCAAAUAAUCAGCUGGAGGACAAAGCAAACAUCUUCUAUUCACUUUAUUAUUAUCAUCAAAUAGUUGAAAAAAAUCAAAUAUUGAUGAACUACAUAAAUAUCAAAAUUUAUUGCCAAAAUGAAAUUUGAGACAAGAUAUUUCCAAUUACUGCCUUGACUAUUAUAUUUGAAUUCAACCUGCAAUGUACAGGUAAUAAUAUCUUGUUGUUAUGAAUGUUUUGUGACUCAUUUUAUUUCAUUUUUUUGACUCAUAUUUUUAACAUUCGAAAUUCUGUUUGACUUGAGAUUUGAUCUGUCAGAGACAAUCAGAGUAAUAUAUUUCUGAUCCAAAUCAGAACCAAUUCUAGGUAUAAAUGAUGAAAGGCAAACUAAAAAUGUUAUUCUGAAGGUUAUUGCUUAAUAAAAACUUCUGAAUGAAAUACUUUGAAAAUACAUUGGAUGAGGAUUUCAUUUGGAGUACAUGUAGCUUUUCUGUAUUGGCUACUCUGAUGGUUCGUUAUUUAGUGUCAGUUUUCAUGUUAUUGUUCACUAAAAAUCGAGAAUUAAUAAUGGAAAAUUGAACAAUGAAAACAGCAAAUAAAAGUUGAAAAUGGACCAUAUAAACCUCAACUAUAUGUGACAAAUGACAGUAAUGAUGAAUACACAGAGUAGCCAAGUCAGAAAAUAUACAUGUGCUGCAAACAAAAUCAUAAUUGAUAUGGACGAUAAAAUGAACAACAAAUAGUACUCAAUAAUAUACAAUAGAAACAUCAUUCAUGCAGAUGAGAACUGACACUAAUGACUAAUAUAAAGAGUAGGUGACAUAGAAAAAAUACUUGUUUCCCAAUCGAAAAUCUUAUCCAAUUUUUAUACUAUAAUUGAACUAUUUCUUCAGAUGUCUACAUUAUUCAGUAACUUUUUGAGGAACAUUUUACUGUUUGAUUUUUACUUUUAUGCACAUUUUCUGCUGACUUACGAAACUAUGAUGUUGCCUCAAACAAAAAAGUUACAGAAUUCUAGGGCAUCAUUUUCAUCUUUAUAAAUUUGCAGUACAAUUACAAAUAUUCUAGAAUUAGCGAAUUUUCAGGAUAGGAGUAUUCUUCAAGGAAAUAUAAAGCAUUUAUUUAAGGAAUGUUUUUGAUAAAGUUGUAAAUGACAUUAUUGUUAAAGCUCGGUACAUUUACUGUGACUAUGAGUAAGAUAAAUAUCUGAGAGAGUGGAUUUAGGAAUUUAUAGAGGAAAUUCAAAUCGAAUUUAUUGUGAAAUUUUUGUGUGAGAAAUAUUAAGUUGAAGUCUAUACUGGAAUAAUAAUAAUAAUAAAAAUUCAGGUUAGUUGCAGAUUUAAUUUUAAAACAGUUAACUUAUCAGUGAUAGUAUGUGAUAUGGUCUGUAUGUGACUUGAAAAAAAAUGCCAUUUCAAUAGGCAACUUUGGCACAUUGAAGUGGUAAUUUUUCAAAAAUAUUACAUAUUCUGCAAUUUCAUUCAACUUUCCGUGCAGUUGUUCAUAUAAACCACUAUGACGGUGUAAAAGUUAUUGAUUUUCUCAUUGCUAAAUACUAUUUUUUUCUUGAAUUAAUCUAGGAAACUAAUGGAGCAAUGGUCGUCAGAAAAAUAAAUAUACUUUCCCAAUUUCAUAAUGGUUCUCAAGAGCAAGUCAGGAUAGAGGAUAACCUUGCCUUCCAAUAUGUAUCAUAUUCAUGGAAAUAUUGUUUUGUAUUCUUUAAAUUUAUAGUUAGAUAGUGUCUAGCUGUUCUAUUUGGACUGGUAAUAUUUAUUGAAAUGAGUUGAAAAUUGUUUGUUUUUGUGACUCGUGCGAAAUUUACAUAAUAAAACGUCAAUAACCAUU